Molecule: messenger RNA, 1724 nt
Organism: Cricetulus griseus (Chinese hamster)
Lineage: Eukaryota; Metazoa; Chordata; Mammalia; Rodentia; Cricetidae
Source: RefSeq, a predicted model, not a curated record
CUAUGACAUGGUGCAUUAUGGUCACUCCAAUCAGCUUCGCCAGGCACGUGCCAUGGGGGACUACCUCAUCGUGGGUGUGCACACUGAUGAGGAGAUUGCCAAGCAUAAGGGGCCCCCAGUUUUUACCCAGGAAGAGAGGUACAAGAUGGUACAGGCCAUCAAGUGGGUGGAUGAAGUGGUACCCGCUGCUCCCUACGUCACCACACUGGAGACACUGGACAAAUACAACUGUGACUUCUGUGUUCAUGGCAAUGACAUCACGUUGACAGUAGAUGGCCGAGAUACCUACGAGGAAGUGAAGCAGGCUGGGAGGUACAGAGAGUGCAAACGCACCCAGGGUGUGUCCACCACAGACCUCGUGGGUCGAAUGCUGCUAGUGACCAAGGCCCACCAUAGCAGCCAGGAGAUGUCCUCGGAGUAUCGGGAAUAUGCUGACAGUUUUGGCAAGCCCCCUCACCCGACACCUGCCGGGGACACACUUUCCUCAGAAGUCUCCUCCCAGUGCCCCGGGGGGCAGAACCCCUGGACAGGGGUGUCCCAGUUUCUACAGACAUCCCAGAAGAUCAUCCAGUUUGCUUCUGGGAAGGAGCCCCAGCCUGGGGAGACAGUCAUCUACGUGGCCGGUGCCUUUGACCUGUUCCACAUUGGGCACGUGGACUUCCUAGAGGAGGUGUACAAGCUGGCCAAGAGGCCCUACAUCAUCGCCGGCCUACACUUUGACCAGGAAGUAAACCGAUACAAGGGCAAGAACUACCCCAUCAUGAACCUGCAUGAGCGGACUCUGAGCGUGCUGGCUUGCCGGUAUGUUUCAGAAGUGGUGAUUGGGGCGCCAUACUCGGUCACAGCAGAGCUCCUGGGUCACUUCAAGGUGGACCUCGUAUGUCAUGGGAAGACAGAAAUUGUACCUGACAGGGAUGGCUCUGACCCUUACCAGGCCUUCAGGAGCCCAAGAGGAGAGGAAUCUUCCGGCAGAUCGACAGUGGCAGCAACCUCACUACAGACCUGAUCGUGCAAAGGAUCAUCAAGAACAGGUUGGAGUAUGAAGCUCGGAAUCAGAAGAAAGAAGCCAAGGAAUUGGCCUUUCUGGAGGCCAUGAGGCAGCAGGAGGCACAGCCUGCAGGGGACACUGCCUAGCUUCUGACCUGGAGGAUGUUACUCAAGCCCUCGCCCUGUGCCCACCUCUUCUCGCCCCGCCCUGCCCUGCUGCUGUGUCUUGGUGUCAGCUCACACAAUUCCAGAGGAAGCUGCCUUGCUGGAGGGUGAGCUGCCCAGAGAGGGUGGCUCACACAGUGAAGCAGCCCAGUGGACAGGAUAAGCAGAGGGCACCUGUGACUGGAGGAGUAUUGCUAUGUGUCCUUGGCAUCCACAGUUCCAACUGCCACUGCCCUAGUCUUGUCUGGGACACACCCCUCCCGCCUGACUGGAAGCUGCCCACCCAGCUUUGGUGAAAAGGUUCAGAGGUUCAGAGGGAUGACUUUGGGGACCUCUUGUCCUGGGUCACCCUGCAAGUGGGUACCCUCUACUUUGGGGCACGUUCUAGCACCCCAUUCCUGAUUCCUAGAAGACGCACUUGCCCCGGUGGCUGGGCCAGCUUGACUGUUCUCUGCACAGACUUCUGGUCCUCAUUUUGUACCUCAGUGGCUGCUGUAAAUCUUUUUGGCACAACUGAAUAAAUCCUGGUGGGAAGUGCUCUGUGGCCUCCAAGCCCCCGAAGAAGCAGGAAA